AUGAGCCAGCCCAGGCCCCGCUACGUGGUAGACAGAGCUACCUACUCCCUCACCCUCUUCGACGAGGAGUUUGAGAAGAAGAAUCGGACGUACCCACUGGGAGAAAAACUUCGCAAUGCCUUCAGAUGUUCCUCGGCCAAGAUCAAAACCGCAGUGUUCGGGCUGUUCCCCGUGCUCUCUUGGCUCCCCAAGUACAAGAUCAAAGAUUACAUCAUCCCUGACCUUCUUGGCGGCAUCAGCGGUGGAUCCAUCCAGGUCCCACAAGGCAUGGCAUUUGCUCUGCUGGCCAACCUUCCUGCUGUCAAUGGCCUCUACUCCUCCUUCUUCCCCCUCCUGACCUACUUCUUCCUGGGGGGUAUCCACCAGAUGGUGCCAGGUACAUUUGCCGUUAUCAGCAUCCUGGUGGGUAACAUCUGUCUGCAGCUGGCCCCAGAGUCGAAAUUCCGGGUCUUCAACAAUGCCACCAAUGAGACCCAUGUGGACACAGUGGCCAUGGAGGCCGAUAGGCUGCACGUGUCGGCAACGCUAGCCUGCCUGACUGCCAUCAUCCAGAUGGGCCUGGGCUUCGUGCAGUUCGGUUUUGUGGCCAUCUACCUCUCUGAGUCCUUCAUCCGGGGCUUCAUGACAGCUGCUGGCCUGCAGAUCCUGAUCUCCGUGCUCAAGUACAUCUUUGGACUGACCAUCCCCUCCUACACAGGCCCAGGGUCCAUCGUCUUUACCUUCAUUGACAUUUGCAAAAACCUCCCCCACACCAACAUCGCCUCGCUCCUCUUCGCCCUCAUCAGCAGCGUGUUCCUGGUGCUGGUGAAGGAGCUCAACACCCGCUUCAUGCACAAGAUCCGCUUCCCCAUCCCUACAGAAAUGAUCGUGGUAGUGGUGGCAACAGCUAUCUCUGGGGGCUGCAAGAUGCCCAAAAAGUAUCACAUGCAGAUCGUGGGAGAGAUCCAACGAGGGUUCCCCACUCCCGUGUUGCCUGUGGUUUCACAGUGGAAGGACAUGAUUGGCACAGCCUUCUCCCUGGCCAUCGUGGGCUACGUCAUCAACUUGGCUGUGGGCCGGACCCUGGCCAGCAAGCACGGCUAUGACGUGGAUUCUAACCAGGAGAUGAUCGCCCUGGGCUGCAGCAACUUCUUCGGCUCCUUCUUUAAAAUCCAUGUCAUUUGCUGUGCUCUCUCUGUCACUCUGGCUGUGGAUGGAGCUGGAGGAAAAUCCCAGAUGGCAAGCCUGUGCGUCUCCCUGGUGGUGAUGAUCACGAUGCUGGUCCUGGGGUCCUAUCUCUACCCUCUCCCCAAGGCUGUGCUAGGAGCCCUGAUUGCCGUCAACCUCAAGAAUUCCCUCAAGCAACUCGCCGACCCCUACUACCUGUGGAGGAAGAGCAAGCUGGACUGUUGCGUCUGGGUGGUGAGCUUCCUCUCUGCCUUCUUCCUGAGCCUGCCGUAUGGUGUGGCAGUGGGUGUCGCCUUCUCCACCCUGGUUGUGAUCUUCCAGACCCAAUUUCGAAAUGGCUAUACUUUGGCCCAAGUCAUGGACACUGACAUUUAUGUGAAUCCCAAGACCUAUAAUAGGGCCCAGGAAAUCCAAGGGAUAAAGAUCAUCACUUACUGCUCCCCUCUCUACUUUGCCAACUCGGAAAUCUUCAGGCAAAAGGUCACUGCCAAGACAGGUGUGGACCCCCAGAAAGUAUUGCUGGCCAAGCAAAAAUACCUCAAGAGGCAGGAGAAGGGGAGAACGGUGCCCAAGCAACAGAGGAAGUCCCUAUUUAUGAAAACCAAGACUGUCUCCCUGCAGGAGCUUCAGCAGGACUUUGAGAAUGGCUCCCCAACUGACCCCAACAACAACCAGACGCCUGCUAAUGGCGCCAGCGUGUCCUACAUCACCUUCAGCCCUGACAGCUCCACAGCUGCCAGUUGUGAGCCCCCGGCCUCUGCUGAGCCCAGUGACAUCCUGGCCAGCGUCCCACCCUUUGUCACCUUCCACACCCUCAUCUUCGACAUGAGUGGGGUCAGCUUUGUGGACUUGAUGGGCAUCAAAGCCCUGGCCAAGCUGAGCUCCACCUACGGGAGGAUCGGUGUGAAGGUCUUCUUGGUGAACAUUCAUGCCCAGGUGUACAAUGACAUUAACCACGGUGGCGUCUUCGAAGAUGGGUGUCUAGAGCGCAGCCACGUCUUUCCCAGCAUACACGACGCAGUCCUGUUUGCCCAGGCAAAGGCCAGGGAAGUGGCCCCAGCACACAACUUCCAAGGGGCUCCAGUGGACCCCGAGCUCUCUUUGUAUGAUUCGGAGGAGGACAGUCCCAGCUGCUGGGACUUAGAGCAGGAGAUGUUCGGCAGCAUGUUUCACGCAGAGACCCUGACCGCCCUGUGA
This is a messenger RNA of Lipotes vexillifer (Yangtze River dolphin), 2364 nucleotides long. It is a transcript of the gene SLC26A9, whose product is annotated as solute carrier family 26 member 9. Gene Ontology annotation, biological process: transmembrane transport. The record is from RefSeq and is a predicted model, not a curated record. Gene Ontology annotation, cellular component: membrane. The transcript is spliced from 22 exons. Bases 1 to 2364 code for a protein of 787 amino acids. NCBI's taxonomy places the organism in Eukaryota, Metazoa, Chordata, Mammalia, Artiodactyla, Lipotidae.